This is a messenger RNA of Malus domestica (apple), 904 nucleotides long. The record is from RefSeq and is a predicted model, not a curated record. Lineage: Eukaryota; Viridiplantae; Streptophyta; Magnoliopsida; Rosales; Rosaceae.
AUGAAUCCUACGCUGCAGUUCGUGGGCAAACUCUUACUUAUGGAUCCUCUCCCUGCUGUCAACAACAAAGCUUUCUCACUCAUUAUUCAAGAUGAGAAACAGAGAGCAGUCUCAAUACAUGCUCCUGGAAGGUCUUCAAUCACUGAUGCCGCAGCUUUCGCCGUGCGGGACAACAUGCGAAACUCUGGUAGGAAUUUUUCUCCUAGAAAUUCCCAUUUAAAAUGUGGCCGUUGUGAUGCAACCGGACAUACUUCAGAAACCUGUCGUGCACACCUCAAGUGCGACUACUGUAAUUGGAGAGGUCACACCAUAGACCAAUGCCGCAAAUUGAAAAAGGCAAAGGACAACAGCGAUAAGGGAGAUUAUCAAGAUCGCAGGGGUUCCAACUCGCAGGGGUUCAACUCCAAGGCUAAUCACGUUGACAUCAAACCAACGCCUCCAGCAACAUCUCCUUCAUCCUACAGCCUCACUCCCGAGCAAUACCACAACCUGCUUGCACUCCUUGAUAAGAGCCAAUCUAAAUCCACAUCUAACCAUGUCGGUACCACCUCUACUAUGAAUGAUUUAUCAGGGCCAACGAUCGGGGAAGAUGAUUGGGACGGGAACUGAACAAGGAGGCCUCUACUACCUUGAUAAUGUGACAAAAACCAGGUGCAAUUCAGUGUCAGUUGUUACUCUUUCUGCUUCUCAGCUUUGGCAUCAACGCCUUGGCCAUCUUUCCAACAAAACCUUACGGGCUAUCUCUCCUUGCAUUAAAAAUUUGAAUUUUUGUAGCAUUGAUGAUUGUUUGAUCUGCCCCUUAGCCAAACAAACACGUGCUCCUUUUCCUUUGAGUUCUAUUAAUACAAAAGCUCCUUUUGAAUUAAUUCAUGUUGACAUUUGGGGAGGUUACCAUGUUCCCACU